Dermacentor andersoni is the source of this 827-nucleotide messenger RNA. RefSeq lists its product as uncharacterized. NCBI's taxonomy places the organism in Eukaryota, Metazoa, Arthropoda, Arachnida, Ixodida, Ixodidae. The record is from RefSeq and is a predicted model, not a curated record.
GCGUGACGGCAAGGCGCCUUUUCUAGCCUAGCAAUUGUUUAAGGUCUCCUUGCUUAGCAUGAAACCAUAUACAAAGGGCAACCACACAUUCCCGCACAGCAAAAUGUGAAAGAAGCAGCGUCUCAAGCUCGGAAGCAAACUGCUACAUGUUAGAAACUCCCGGGAGACGGCACAAACGUGCCUCCAACGUGUGGCGCUUGUCCUAGACUAACCAAAUGCUUAGAAAGCACUUCUGACACUAUUUUGCAGUCACUACGGGCUGUGAAAGUCAUGCUUACAGAUAAAAAAAAAAAAAACUUAUUAUUCGAUAGCUAAGAAACACUCACCGGAAACUUAAUUGCAUUUGGCGUAAUGGCCCCUGAAAUAAUUUCAUUUGUCUUACUGUUGGCAUAUUCUUGAGCAUAAUUUGCCAUUUCAUUUCGCAGAUCGCUCAGGAGAGCGUAAUGUGCCGCUACAUGUCCACGUUCGACAGGCUCGUAUUUUGCCAGAACUUCGGACUUGAAUCGAUACCGAACCACCUUAAUCGCUUCAUCGAAUGCUGCCCUGAAAAGUGCCGCGACUGCACCCUGUCCAAGAGCUGCCUGACGUGGCAGAAGACGAGCGGCGGCCGCGACGUGCUCCUCAUGCUGCUCGUGGGCGCCGCGCUGCUCGCCUUCGUCACGGCGCUCGACUCCGGCCUGGGAUACGUGGCUCGCACCCGGCGCAGGUCGCGCGGGGCGCCCCCUUCCGAGCACCUCGGCGUCAUCGAGGAGCGCACGCGCGUGCGCAAGCUCAUCGCGGACGGCCGCGUCGAACAGGCGAGUGAUUUUCGGCUCGGAAGGAGGUGA